Molecule: messenger RNA, 3556 nt
Organism: Salvia hispanica
Lineage: Eukaryota; Viridiplantae; Streptophyta; Magnoliopsida; Lamiales; Lamiaceae
Cellular component (GO): mitochondrial outer membrane
Molecular function (GO): ATP hydrolysis activity; ATP binding
Source: RefSeq, a predicted model, not a curated record
CCAGAUCUUAUCGCCCUUUUGCACUGAAAAUACAUAAAAAACACAAAGCGGAAGGAAUUGCACACCAUCUCCAUCGCCUCCCCCAAUUACUGGGUGCCCCGCACUUCUGUUUCUCAUCCCAUUCAUUCAUUUUCAUAUAUUGAUCCGUGUCUGUAUUUCUCCCCAUCUCAAGUAUACAUAAAAGGUCUGUGCUUUUCUGCGAACAAGUUCCGAUGUAUGCAAGGAAACUUAAGUACAAAAGCCAAUGGAAUCGUGUGGUUCAGCGUGGCAAAUAUUUUUCUAGCUCUAGCUCUCGAGAUUAUUCCACUGGACAAUAUCUGAGCACUGCGACAAGAGCCAGUAGCUUGGUCCAGGAAUAUGUGUCAAAUUAUUCUUUAUUAUCAGGGCCCACAUCCAAGAGAUGCUAUAGAAGAUCAAGUUCAAGGCCAGAUGUUUGCUGUAUAAGUUCGUCACUAAGAUUUUAUAGUUCCGAAGGCGAUGGAAGGAAUGCCAGUGAGGAUAAGCGUGUUCCUAACAAAGAUGUGGUGGAUUGUGAAAAGGAAAAGAUUACCAAGGAAAAUACUACAGACAGUUCCAGACAUUGUGAUGCACAUGCUUGCCUUGGGGAGCAUGAUCAAAGGGAGUGGCUUAAAAAUGAAAAAAUUUCCAUGGAUAAUAAAAAGAAGGAUUCCCCAUUUCUAACUCGACGAGAAAGAUUUAGAAACGAGUUCCUGCGAAGGAUUACUCCAUGGGAAAAGAUAACAGUCUCGUGGGAUAAUUUCCCUUACUAUAUCCAUGAAAACACUAAAAACCUUCUAUUGGAAUGCACAGCCUCCCAUCUGAAACAUAAGAAAUUGACUACAGACUAUGGAGGCCGUUUGGCUUCUGCUAGUGGGAGAAUUCUGAUUCGGAGCAUUCCGGGUACGGAGCUGUACCGGGAAAGAUUGGUCAGAGCACUUGCUCGGGAUUUACAAGUACCAGUAUUGGUCCUUGAUAGCAGCAUUUUAGCUCCAUAUGAUUUAAAUGAAGAUGAAUGUGAGUCGGAAGAGGAGAACUCUGAAGGUAUGUCAGAGUCUGAGAUUGAAGAUGAAAAUGAUGCAAGCAAUGAUGAGGAUUAUACCAGCAGCGAUGAGGGCAGAACUGAUGGAAGUGGUGAUGAAGUUGAUAUUAAUGUCUCAGCUGAAGAUAUAAGAAAGCUUAUUCCGUGCAAUAUUGAAGAAUUUGAGAAGAGUGUUUCUGGAGAAUCUGAAAGCUCCUCAGCAUCUUCAAACCCAGAAACUACAGAAACAUCUAAUGUGGCCAGUCAGAAACUAAAGAAAGGGGAUCGAGUGAAGUACAUUGGACCAUCCAUUUGCAUUGAAGCAAAUAAUAGGGUUUUAUUGGGGAAGAUACCAACACCGGAUGGUCCAACAAAUGCUUAUACUAUUAUUCGUGGCAGGACUUUGUCUAGCGGUCAACGUGGAGAGGUUUAUGAAGUGAAUGAAGACCAAGUAGCCGUUGUAUUUGAUAUUAGUUGCAAGAGUACAGAGGAAGUAAACGAAGUAAAAAGUGCUGAAGCUACUGCAAAACCUUCAGUUUGUUGGCUCAAUGUGAAGGAUAUCGAACAUGAUCUUAAUGCUCAAACACAUGACAGCUAUACUGCGAUGGAGGUGCUUUAUGAGAUUUUGGAGACACAACAGCCACUCGUGGUCUACUUUCCAGAUUCUUCUUUGUGGCUAUCAAGGGCAGUCUCAAAGUCGGAUCGCAAAGAGUUUGUUAGUAAGAUGCAAGAGAUGUUUGACAAAUUAUCAGGUCCUCUGGUCUUGAUUUGUGGACAAAACAAAAUAGAAGCAGAAUCAAACUCAAAAGAGAAGGACAAAUUUACAAUGGUACUUCCAAACUUGGGCCGUCUUGCUAAGUUGCCUCUUUUGAAGAGACUUGCAGAGGGCUUAAAACCUUCUAAACGGUCUGGAGACGAUGAAUUAUAUAAGCUAUUCACUAAUGUGAUGUGCUUAGAUCUGCCGAAGGAGGAAGAUCUCUUGAAGAUAUUCAACAAACAGAUUGAGGAAGACAAGAGAAUUAUAAUAUCACGAAACAACUUAAGCGAAUUGCACAAGGUUCUCGAGGAACAUGAAUUAUCAUGCAUGGACUUGUUACAUCUAAACACUGAUGGUGUUGUACUGUCAAGACAGAAAGCAGAGAAGGUGGUUGGCUGGGCCAGAAGUCAUUACCUAUCCUCAUGUGUCCUUCCUUCAGUCAAGGGGGAUCGGUUGCAGGUUCCUCGAGAGAGUCUUGAACUUGCAAUUUUGAGGUUAAUGGAGCAGGAAACAGCUUCAAAGAAACCGUCCCAAAAUUUGAAGAAUCUUGCGAAGGAUGAGUAUGAGAACAACUUCGUUUCAGCAGUGGUUCCUCCAGGGGAGAUUGGUGUGAAAUUUGAUGAUGUGGGUGCACUUGAAGACGUGAAGAAGGCACUAAAUGAACUUGUGAUCCUGCCAAUGCGGAGACCUGAGCUUUUCACCCGUGGAAAUUUGCUGCGGCCUUGCAAAGGGAUAUUACUUUUUGGCCCUCCUGGAACUGGAAAAACCCUGUUGGCGAAGGCACUUGCAACAGAAGCGGGUGCAAAUUUCAUUAGUAUUACUGGCUCAACACUUACAUCCAAGUGGUUUGGUGAUGCUGAAAAACUUACUCGUUCACUUUUUUCCUUUGCCAGCAAGCUGGCUCCUGUUAUAAUUUUUGUCGAUGAGGUUGACAGCUUACUUGGUGCUCGUGGUGGUGCUAAUGAGCAUGAGGCAACUAGAAGAAUGAGAAAUGAAUUUAUGGCAGCGUGGGAUGGCUUGAGGUCAAAAGACAGCCAGCGAAUCCUUGUGCUUGGUGCUACAAAUAGGCCAUUCGACCUUGAUGAUGCUGUCAUUCGUCGUUUACCAAGAAGGAUCUACAUCGACCUGCCAGAUGCUGAUAAUCGUCAUAAAAUACUCAAGAUAAUUCUAGCUCGAGAAAAUCUCGAAACUGGGUUUCCCUUGGAACAACUUGCAAAUUCUACCGAAGGUUAUUCUGGGAGCGACCUGAAGAACCUCUGUAUUGCUGCAGCAUACAGACCUGUCCAAGAGUUGCUAGAAGAAGAAAGCAAGGGUGCCAAAUUUGAUGGAGUGCCACUUUUAAGACCACUGAAGUUGGAUGAUUUUACUCAAGCUAAAACUAAGGUGGGACCAUCUGUUUCCUUCGAUGCAGCCAGUAUGAACGAGUUGAGAAAAUGGAACGAACAAUAUGGCGAAGGCGGAAGCAGGAAAAAGUCACCAUUUGGUUUUUGAUACUACCAUCAACUGGUACCUGGACAACCCAUUUUUUCCCCUGUAGAAGUUAGAAGAUGCAAAAAGUGUCAUCUUUAAGUUAAAAAUAGCCUUUUCCCCCUCAGAGAGAGAGGUUACAGAAGUUGAUUACAUAACAUUAGGUGGUAGAUCUCAUAGUAGACAUGGAGGCGGUAAGGGGAACACAGGCUAAUUUUGUCGUUGUAUCUUUACCAAAUUUUAACUUAGUAAUCUUCUCUUUUUCACAUUAUAAAGGAUUAGAGUUAAUGAAUUCUUCAUCCUUCAGUUGAUUA